AUGUGUGGAUAUGUGUGGAUAUGUGUGGAUGUGUGUGUGGAUGUGUGUGGAUGUGUGGAUGUGUGUGUGGAUGUGUGUGGAUGUGCGGAUGUGUGUGUGGAUGUGUGGAUGUGUGGAUGUGAGUGGAUAUGUGUGGAUGUGUGUGUGGAUGUGUGUGGAUGUGCGGAUGUGUGUGUGGAUGUGUGUGGAUGUGCGGAUGUGUGUGUGUGGAUGUGUGGGGAUGUGUGGAUGUGUGUGGAAUAUGUAUGGAUGUGUGGAUGUGUGGGUAUGUGUGGAUAUGUGUGGAUGUGGCGUGUGAAUGUGUGGGUAUGUGAAUGUGUAAAUGUGUGA
Thelazia callipaeda (thelaziosis nematode) is the source of this 330-nucleotide messenger RNA. Lineage: Eukaryota; Metazoa; Nematoda; Chromadorea; Rhabditida; Thelaziidae. The record is from the annotation of a GenBank genome assembly.